ACGCACUGUCCCCGGCAGCGGCUGAGAAACCCCUUCGGUCAAAGAUGGCGGACUCGCAGUCGACGAGUCUGGGGGAUGAUACGGAGAAGGAGGGCAGGGAGCGCGCCGCCUGGAAGUCGCCGAGAAUCGAGAGGAGCAAGGAGAAGGUCGGGGGAGAGGAGAGCUUGCGAUUCAACGACAAAAACGGCAGCCACAACAAGGGAAAGAAACGCAACCUGUCAGAUUUGUCUCUGGUCAGGUUUGUAACUACUGAGCUGACCCGGGGUUACUUCCUGGAGCACAACGAGGCCAAAUACACCGAGCGCCGGGAAAGAGUGUACACCUGCUUACGCAUCCCCAAGGAACUGGAGAAGUUGAUGACGUUCGGCUUCUUCCUGUGUUUGGACGCCUUUCUGUACGUCUUCACUCUGUUGCCCCUCAGAGUGCUGCUGGCCCUGCUGCAACUCAUCACGCUGCCGUGCUGCGGCCUCGGAGGGACCCGCCUGCUCCAGCCGGCACAGGUGUGCGACGUCCUAAAGGGCUUCAUCAUGGUGCUGUGUUACUCCAUGAUGAGCUACGUGGACUACGCCAUGAUGUACCACCUCAUCCGGGGCCAGUCGGUCAUCAAGCUGUACAUCAUCUACAACAUGCUGGAGGUGGCAGACCGCCUCUUCUCAUCUUUUGGCCAGGACAUCCUGGACGCGCUGUACUGGACGGCCACGGAACCUAAAGAGAAGAAAAGGGCCCACAUAGGCGUCAUCCCCCACUUUCUCAUGGCCGUGCUCUACGUCUUUCUCCACGCCAUCCUCAUCAUGGUCCAGGCCACCACGCUCAACGUGGCCUUCAACUCCCACAACAAGUCGCUACUCACCAUCAUGAUGUCCAACAACUUUGUGGAGAUCAAAGGAAGCGUGUUCAAGAAGUUUGAGAAGAACAACCUUUUCCAGAUGUCAAACAGCGACAUAAAAGAGAGGUUCACCAACUACAUCCUCCUGCUCAUCGUCUGCCUGAGAAACAUGGAGCAGUUCUCCUGGAACCCGGACCACCUGUGGGUGCUUUUUCCCGACGUCGCCAUGGUGAUUGCCUCGGAGGUGGCGGUGGAUGUGGUCAAGCACGCAUUCAUCACCAAAUUCAACGACAUCAGUGCUGACGUGUACGGGGAGUACCGAGCCAGCCUCGCCUUUGACCUCGUCAGCAGUCGACAAAAAAAUGUACACAGCAAACGUCAUCAAGUAGACGGCCGCUGUGUGUUGCGUGUUAAUGGCGUUGUAUGUGUGUAUGUGUGUGUGUGUGUGUGUGUGUGUGUGUGUGUGCAGGCUUAUACAGACUACAGCGACUCUGUCUCCAGAAGAAUGGGCUUCAUUCCUCUUCCUCUAGCGCUCCUGCUGAUCCGAGUGGUGACCAGCUCAGUGAAGAUCCAGGGCUCGCUCUCCUUCAUGUGUGUGCUGCUCUUUUAUUUGGGGCUGAUCACCCUGAAGGUGCUCAACAGCAUCGUUCUGCUCGGCACGUCUUGCGUGUUCGUCAAAGAGGCCAACAUGGAGGAGAAGCUCUUUGACCCGCCGCCCUCGGCCGUCUCCAGUCGCGUCAACUCCAGGGCGAAUCGCACCAAAGCGCAGCACACUGCGCCCCAGCCAGAAGCCGCCACAGACAAAGGAGGAAUACCGCUGGCGUCAGUCAGCCCCCAACCAGCGCACGUGCCAGAAACCCCCGCCCCCGCCGCGCUCCCCAAGAGCGACUCCGACGUUUUCCUCACCACCCCCGACGAGGACGAGGACGAUAUUGUUAAAAUCAUCAACACCGACACGGGCCUGGACGAGGAUGUGCUUGCCCGUAGAACGCCCAAAAAGGACCUGCUGGAGAUAGACCGCUUCACCAUCUGUGGCAAUCGCAUCGACUGAACGCCACCAGGACCUGGGAACCGGGGUGGAGGCGGUCGCUGACCGGGAAGCGCGCCACGGAUCGGGGUUCCAUGCGCACAGCUGAGCCAAUCAGUAUUUAUUAAUUUAUUGCUGACAGAAGCCAGCCGGGGCAUUAAGCUGCUCCUCCAGGAUGUCCCGGCCGGGCAGGAGGACCAUCACAAGUCCACUCGGCUCACGGGACCGCCCCUCGGCUGCACGACCCGCCACCAAGGGUGCGAGAGUGACGUGGAGCCUAAAGCGUCUCGUACAGAGUGCUGUCAUGUUACAGCUGCGCUGGGUUUGCGAAAGCACAAUCCACCGAAAAUUCUUUCAUUUUGAAUGGUUUCUUUUAGCGAAAAGUCAGUGUUUUUAUUGAGCAUGGCAGCUGAAAGACUGACGUGGCUGUUGUGUUCUAUCCAACACAGGAAGUGUAGCCGCACACCUUUCUAGAUCAAAUCACGCAGGGUAUUCUUCUUUCACUUUAACUUGGCAAAUGACUGCUAUGGCUCCUUUUUUGCACUCUUUCGUUUUCACCUGCGAACCGUCGAACCGUAAACUCAGUAAAGUCGUGUUUGCAGGGCAAAUCUUUCAUAUCAUUCAAAUAGGAAGUGUUUUGCACAAUGAGUUUUUCUCCAUGGUUAUUUGUCAUGCGUGAAUAUUGGGCUUCCUUUACAGCAGGGGUGUCCAAAGUAAGACCCAAUUUUUCAUUUGUAUUUUUAUUGACCUGCACCAUAUUGUAAGAACGAAAUGAAACACGGCCUGCUUUAGAAAGGAAGAAUGCAAAGACAACACCAAGCUACUAGAAAAACACCGGCACUGUUUUUACCAAACAUCGAGAAACCACCGCCCUCCGUUUGCAUUCCAUUUUUAUGAGGUGAACAAUUGUGGACACCCCUCUUCGAGAGCACAGUAGACCCCCGCCACUGGAGAUGGUUACGGGCCAAGACCGAAACAUGCCUAUUUUUGAUUGCAAUCCAAGGGUAGGCAACCUGCGGCCCGCCUCCUUUUUGUGGCUCAUGACAAAAGAAAACCAAAAAGUGAUUUAUUUGUGGAAUUAUUGUCUACAUACUACUUUAUAUCUUGUAGGUCACACUGAAACUUGAACUCAUUCAAUCCCAGCCCUUUUUCAAAAGACAACCCCUUCAGUUUGCUGGCCAUUUUAGACCAUUUUGACUGAUCUUUCAACACAGAGUAUUGUGUUCUAUGGUUAUACAAACAUGGAACCUAGCAAAAGAAACAUUACACUCCCCUCUUUCAUCAGAAAACAAAGUUAGUUUCUACCUUUUUGCCUUCUGUAGUAAUCAGCAGUAGAACAUAGGCAAGUUUCAGGAAAAUAUCAGUUCCCUACUAAAAAGGGAGAAAACCAGGUUUUUGUAAAAAGAUACCUUUCACUUUGACACAAAUAUUAAAAAACUAUAAAACAUAUAAUAUAACCAUGAACUAUUUACAGUUUUCACAUUUGGAACUGAACUGUGUGUGUGUGUGUGUGUGCACGUGUGUGCGCGCAAGUGCAUGCGUUAAAAAUUUCCCUACAACGCGUAACCUUCUGCGCGCGACACUCCUCCACUUCCUCCGUCCUGUCGUGUGUGUUUUUUUUCAUUCAAAUUCACACGCCGGGCUCUUAUUGAAUCCUCUUCUGCCACCUUGUGGCAGGUUUUAUGGCUUCAAACGUAACAUCCAUUAGUGUGCAAUUGCGUCGUCGCCUCUUUUUGCCUCUCGCGCAAAAAACCCCAUAAAAGACAUUGGGCGUUUGGGAUUAUAAAUGCCUCUCACACGUAUUGGAGGCAUUUUACACUUGCAGUUCUCCACAUGAAGAAAGAGUUGCAGGCGUACAGGAGACAGGACAGUCCAGCGGAACCUCGGUUCAUUCUUUUUCCAUACCACUCGUCUGUAGCUCUGAUAACCGAUCAUUUGAAAGAAUGAUUGGCCAAUGAGGCGAAAUUACCCGUACUGUGCGAGUGAGCAAAUCAAGCGCUCCUUUUUUGACAUUAACGGCCUGCCGCAACUUCCCCUGAGCUCACUCGGAAAUUAACUUUCGCUUUCCGAGGAAGACAUUUUGUACCAAAAACCCCAUCGAGCACAUCAAAAAAACCUCAUCAGUCAGCGCCGCCGCGUUUGAAAAGUCCAAAAGGUUUGCCAGAGACCUCCGUGGCGUCCCACCGGCUGCUCGGAGCAGCGCACCUUCUUGGGCCACGCCAGGUGCAUCCGAUAUCUCCCGUUUUCAUCAUGAAUUACUUCCAAAAGGCGCGAUGAAAGCCAUAAUGUGGGGAAACCAAGGCAAUUUUUCCCGUAGGAAAUCAUUUUAAUCCAAUGAAUCCACUCCAGACACCCCCAAAUUUAGAGCAAAAAAUACAUUUUACAGGAAAUAAUUCUAGUUUUACAUGUGAAAUAAUAACAAAUGAGGAACAGAUGGAACUCAGUGUUGAUGCGGGCUUCCCAUGUAUCCUAGUGAGAUUGAAUUCCAUAGCGUUGCUCCCCUUCUGCAUCAAAUUGCUGCCACUCGCAGCGUGCUUUGGCCCCAUGGCGGGUUAUUUAGCAGCCACUCUCAAACUCGAAAAGCACUCGGAGAGCGCAGACCUCCACCAAGCGCCAUAGUUGCCCCCCAUAUUUGAUUUACAGCAUAAAUAUUAGUCCUACAUUUAUUUGAUCUACGUAUUUAGAAUCCUUCACCAUGAAAACAUACCAUGGAAGGGUUUGAAUGACUUAAAGAAUGCCAACAAUGCUAACAUGCUAAUAUCUAGUAUAAUGGCGCUAAUUGUUUGUAUAAGUGCCUACCUCUGAAAAUGCUACAAAUGUUAGUGUAAUUAUGUUCGCAUGCUAACAUGCUAGCAUGACAGCGCCAAGUGUCUGCUUAAGUUAAUAUUCAUGAAAAUCGCAAAGAAUGCUAGUAUGCUUAUGCUUAGCGUGCUAGCAAUGCUAACAUGCUAAAGUUAGCAUGGUAUCACCUAGCAUAAUAGUGUCUACUUAUGAAAAUGGCUAAAAAUGCUACCAUGCUGAAGUUAGCAUGCUAACAGCUAGCAUGAUAGUACAAAGUGUGCAUACAAGUGUCUACCCCUGAAAAUGGUUAAAAAUGCUACUAUGCUAUUAGCAUGCUAGCAAUGCUAAUGGGGGGGGGGUGGUAUGAAACCCGAGGUUUGACUGUAUCAUACUUGCAAAACGUGGAGCUAGGCAACAUGUCUUCCUGCUGGAAAAUGUUGAAUGAAUUGACUUGAGAGACAGCGUCCUCUGCUGGACUCAUUGCUGCAGCACACCUUUUUGUUUUGUAUGCCAUUUACCAUGAAAAGACAAAGUAGUUCCAAUUUAAAUGAGUUCAAAUAAUAAUGUGGGGGAGGGAAUGCCAUGCUGUGAGUAUGUGAGGAUCUACUGGACUUCCUGUCUCCUCAAAGUUGGACCUUGUUUUCAUGGUUGGGGGGUUGUUGUUUUCUGUGGACGUGAUUCCACUGCCAAGACGUCCUUUGUCCACUUUAAGCUUGAAAUGGCAGGAUGACAUCAUUGCAUGUUUUAUACGGAGAUCAUCUUCCAAUGAAUACAGUCGCCCCUCGUUUAUGGCGGUUGCUUGGGUCCAGACAUGCCAGCGAUAAGUGAAUUUAAGCCAAGUAGGAUUCAAAAUUGCAAUGUUUUUGACAUGGAAGUAGAGGAUGCUGGUAUUUCAUCAUCAUCAUCAUCAUGCUGGCCUCAUGUUAAAUCGCGUACCUCAAUGCAACCCAUCCAAGCUUCCUUCUCAUUCAACGCACAGGAGUAGAACAAACGAUGCUGAUUCAUCAUGUUUGUUGACCGUAUUCUUCAUUUGUGUCGUUUCAGUCGUGUGUCGGUCUGCGUAGCAGCAGAAGAAAGCAUGUUUUGUUUGGGAAGAGUGGAAGGCUUGAUGAAUGCGUGUGUGUCCUCCAGACAAACGCCACGCUCUUCUGUUUCCGCUUCAAUUUGCAGCAGAUUGUGGGCUGUGACGCCAUUGAACACACCACCACGGAGCGUUAGGGCCACGCUGGGGAAAAAAAGGGAAUAAAAUGAGUACAUUUACAAGGAAAAAAUAGCACAUUUACGAGAAAAAAUGUCAAAUGUACAAGAGUCGUAAAUUAACGAGGAAAGAGUCGCAAAUUUGAGACAAAAGUUGUACAUUUUCAAGCAGGUGGUCGUACAUUUAUGAGAGAAAAAGUCAUACAUGUACGAGAAAAGUCAUAAGUCUAUGAGAAAAAGUUGCAAAUCUCCGAGAAAAAAAGUCGCAAAUUUACGAGAAAAAAGUAGGAAAUUUAGAAGAAAAAAAGUUGUAAAUUAAAAAAAAAAAGAAAUGUCAAAUCUAUGAGAAAAAGGUUGUAAAUGUAAGAGAAAAAAGUUGCAAACUUCCAAAAAGUCAUAAAUCUACGAGAAAAAAGUCGCAAACCUGAAAGAAAAAAACGUCUAAAGAGAAAAGUAAUACAUUUAUGAGAGCAAAAUGUCAAAUCUACGGGAAAAAAAAGUUGUAAAUCUAAAAGAAAAAAGUAGUACAUUUAUGAGGAUAAAAGGUGUAAAUUUAUGAGAAAAAAGUCAGUUUACAAGAAAAAAGUAAAGUAACAAGAAAAAGUCAUAUUCGUAAAUUUGCAAGAAAAAAGUCGUAGGUUUACAAGAAAAAGUCAAAUCUACGAAAAAAGUCAUACAUUGAUGAGUCCAUUUAUGUUGUAAAUUUACGUUUUUAUUCCCUGAAAUUUGCAGCUUUUUUCCCAUAAAUUUAAGACUUUUUCUCAUAAUUUUCCGACUUUUCUCAGAAAUUUACGACUUAAUUCUAAAUUCAUAAAUUUGCAAGAAAAAAGGUGUAAAUUUACGAGAACCAAGUCUUAAAUUUACGAGAAAAAGUACAAAUACACGAAUAAAGUUGUAAAUUUAUUUACGAGAAAAAAAGUCAUAAAUUUACGAGAAUAAAGUGAAAAAUUUACAAGAAAAAGUCUUAAAUUUACGAGAAAAAUGUUGUACAAAAAAAACCUUACAUUUAUGAGUAAAAGUCUUAAAUGAAUGAGAAUAAAGUCAUAAAUUUAUGAGAAAAAUGUUGCACAUUUACAAGAAAAAAAGUCGUACAUUUACGAGAAAAAAGUCCUAAAUUUACGAGAAUAAAGUAAAAAAUUAAUGAGAAAAAGUCUUAAAUUUAUUUAAAAAAUGUGUUAAUUUACGUGAAUAAAGUCGUAAAUGUAUGAGAAAAAACCUGGUAACUUUAUGUGACAAGCGUUCAUGUGGAGGGGGCGGGGCAAGGAAGGUGGAAGUGAUAUGAUGCUAACCCAUGCUAAUCUGUUUGUGCUCAACCGCUCUGUUUUGCUGCCACGUUCUAAAUAAAAGCUUGCCUGAAGCGAGAGGAAAGUUUCCUUCCUUCCUUCCUGAAGAGCUGUGCUCUACUUUCCCUGUGACACGUAUGACAGCAUGAAAAUGCAUGCGUGAAAUACUGCAUGGUUUUUAAAACAAGGUGAAUUUUGUCUGAAAAGAAACGAAUCUUGAAGAUGGCGUCGUCUCAUAUUUGGAUCAACACGGGAUUGGUGUAUAGCAGGGGUCUCCAAAGUGCGGCCUGGCGGCCAUUUGUGGCUCGUGGCACAUUCUAAAAAGGUAUUAUUUUACAAGAAAACUUUAUUUAAAAAAAUCCCAGCAGCAGCAAAAAAAACUAGAAAAAUCAGCAGUGAUUCUGCAAAAAUACAAUCCAAACAUUCAGGGAAAUGAGAAAAUGAGAAAAAGUAGUCCUUUCAGAGAAUAACAUAAUCUCACGAGGAGAAAUAACCUCAUUUUAUUAGUUGACCGUUUUUAUCAUAAUGUUAUGAGAAACAAACAAACACUUUUGGACAAAUUAGAUUGUGGAAAAAAGUUGCAAUAUUAUGAGGAUAAAGUCAUGAUAUUACCACAGGAACAUCUACAAGAAGAAAUAAUUGGGGGGAAAAAACAACAGCGGAAAUGAAACAAAAACACAUGUAAUUUUAAAGGAAAAAAGACAAAAUAUUAAGAGAAGAAUUCUUUAAAAAGUCACAAUUUCACAAGAAUAAAGUCCUAAUAAUAAUAAUAAUAAUAAUAACUAAAAGUCAUAAAAGUUGUAAUUUGGGACAAUUAAAUUGAGGAAAAAGUUGGACAAAAGUCAAAAUAUUAUGAGAAUAAAGAAAUAUUUCCAGAAGAAAAUUUACAAGAAAAGAAAUGGUUUUGAAAAAAAACAGCCGAAAUGAGAAAAAAAAGGAAUUUUACAGGAAUAAAGUCAAAUUAUGAAGAGAAAAAAAGUUUAAUCCUGGACAAUUAAAUUGGGGGAAAGUUGUAAUAUUAUGGGGAUAAAGUCUAAAUAUAAUGAGAAUAAAGUCAGAAUAUUAUGAGAAAAAAAUUACAAGAACAAAGUUUGAAAGCUGGGGAAAAAACAUCAAAAAUGAAAAAAACAGAUGCAAUUUUACAGGUAUAAAGUCAAAAUAUUCAGAGAAAAACUCCCAAUUUCACAAGAAUAAACUCGUAAUAUAAGGAAAAAUAACAUCAUUUUAGUAGCACGGAGUUGGAAUUGUAGUUUUUUUAAGUCGUAAAAGUUGUAAUCUUGGACAAUUAAAUUGAGGAAAAAGUUGUCAUAUUAUGGGAAUAAAGUCAAAAUAUUAAGAAAAUACAAGAAGAAAUAGUUGGAAAAAAACAGAUGUCAUUUUAUGGGAAUAAAAUAAAAUAUUACAAGAAAAGAGCUUAGAAAGUCACAAUUUAUGAGAAUAAAAUCCUAAUUUUAGGAAAAAUAACAUCAUUUUAGUAGCUCAGAGUUGAAAUUGUAAAAACAUUUACGAGAAAAGUCGUAAGUCUAGAAGAAACAAGUACUAAAUCUAUGAGAAAAAAAGUUGUAAAUUUACAAGAACAUUUACGCGAAAAAAAAGUCAUAAAUCUACGAUUAAAAGUCAUAUAUAUGAGAAAAACAGUUGUAAAGCCAUUUGCGAGAAUAAGCCGUAAAUUUACGAGAAUAAAAGUUGUAAAUUUUUGAGAAAAAAACGGACAUAUAUGAGAAAAAAGUCGUAAAUCUACGAGAAAGAAGAUGUAGUUUAUGAGGAAAAAUUUACAAGAGAAAAGUUCUAAAUGUAUAAGAAAAAAAGUCAUAAAUUUACAAAAAGUAGUCAAUUGCAAGAAGGAAAGUCAUAAAUCUAUGGAAAAAAAGUUGCAAAUUUACAAGAAAAAAGUCAUAACUUUACAAGAAAAAACGUAAAUUUAUGAGAAAAAAUGCAAAAUCUAAGAGAAAAAAGUCAUACAUUUGCUAAAAAAAAGUCAUAAAUUCUCGCAAAAAAGUCCUACAUUUCCAAGAAAAAAAGUCGUAAGUC
This is a messenger RNA of Dunckerocampus dactyliophorus (ringed pipefish), 9145 nucleotides long. RefSeq names its product transmembrane anterior posterior transformation 1b (gene tapt1b). Gene Ontology annotation, biological process: maintenance of protein localization in endoplasmic reticulum; positive regulation of cilium assembly. The transcript is spliced from 13 exons. The record is from RefSeq and is a predicted model, not a curated record. NCBI's taxonomy places the organism in Eukaryota, Metazoa, Chordata, Actinopteri, Syngnathiformes, Syngnathidae. Bases 45 to 1877 code for a protein of 610 amino acids. Gene Ontology annotation, cellular component: ciliary basal body; endoplasmic reticulum membrane.